Messenger RNA from Anneissia japonica, 1256 nucleotides. Its product is annotated as homeobox protein DLX-6-like. The transcript is spliced from 3 exons. The record is from RefSeq and is a predicted model, not a curated record. Gene Ontology annotation, molecular function: DNA-binding transcription factor activity, RNA polymerase II-specific; RNA polymerase II cis-regulatory region sequence-specific DNA binding. Gene Ontology annotation, biological process: regulation of transcription by RNA polymerase II. Bases 153 to 1004 code for a protein of 283 amino acids. Lineage: Eukaryota; Metazoa; Echinodermata; Crinoidea; Comatulida; Comatulidae.
CUCUGCUUUCACUGAAGACACCAAAGCAAUUGUACGCCCGCCUCGGAUAACAGGGAUAUUUUUUAAAACGUGUGUGAUUUUAAGCAAUAGUUUAAUACUCGUAACGACAGGACAGGGGUUCGGACACACACUCGCCUGGCCAUAAGGGGAUCAUGAUGAACGUUAUGGGAGAUAGUUACGACCACCCGUUUGCAUCGAAGUCGGCGUUUAUGGAUAUUCAGCAGAUGCAAUCUCAGCCACUGGCGUACAGCGCUGUUAACCCUCACCAUUAUGUACCCCCUUCUAUGAGAUGCACAGCUGGGCCACCACAGACACACCAUGAGGCUCACCCGUAUGUAUCUGCAGCCUCGAUGCAGCACUCACGAUCCUUGGGCUAUCCUUUUUCAAUGAAUGCGAUGGGCACACACCGUCACCAUCCCUACACGAAUGCGUAUCCAACGGCAUCAAGUCCCAUUGCUGAUGUAUGUUGUGACGACAAAUCUGAUUUGAAAGAAGUGAAGUUAAAUAGUAAAGGCAAGAAGAUACGGAAACCACGAACAAUAUACAGUAGUAUUCAAUUACAACAACUAAAUCAACGAUUUCAGAGAACACAGUACUUAGCAUUACCUGAACGAGCUGAAUUAGCUGCAUCUCUUGGUCUAACACAAACACAAGUCAAAAUUUGGUUCCAAAAUCGACGAUCAAAAUACAAGAAAGUGAUAAGGCAACAGCAACAAAUAACACAAAAUAAACACAGUUCACCGGCGACGACACAACAACAACAAAUUCCAACGCUCGCUUCACCUCUCAAGGCUGCAAAUACACAACUUGAAGAACAGCCACCAUCACCGGACACGCCAUGGGAAAUGAGCGCAAACGCUAAACAUCCCGCUAAUUCGUACGUGCAGCAGCAAUACGGAUGGUUCCCUCAGCCUACCGUUCUUUCUCACCAAAAUUUCCACCAUCAACACGAUAGCAAUGGAAUACAUCGCCAGACAUUCACGAGUCCACAGCAGACAAUUUGAAAAGACAAUUAAAAAACAUAACGGACACAAUAGUUUACACGAAAGAUUAUUUAUAAAUUGUCGCUUGAGGUUAUUCCGGCGGUAUAGUACGGUACGGUACAUUCCGAAUAAUGCAUCCGAGAAUAUUAGAUGUUGAAUCCAGCGCGCGAUCUGUGGACCUCGGCUAAACAGGCAAUACUGUACAUUCCUGAAUAAGCCAUCUCGUACGUAUGCGCAUUUAGAACUACGAGAGCGCCUAUUAGUGAUGAUGAA